GCGGGAUAAACCCUUUAGAUAGUGGGCCACCGUCCAAAGUGUGACUGUUUUGAAGGUGUAUAUAAGUUGAGAGGAGGCUAAUGGGGGGAAGCCACAAGUCAGUUGCAGAGAAGUUUGCAGUAAGCUGCAGUCUACUUGUAUUUUCUCUCUCUUCCUAACCUCAUUCAGAAUUUCAGUUAUCAAUAUCCAUUUUCCCUCUCAUUUUGCCCCCUUUUCUUUUAUUUUUUAUAAUGGGCUUCCCUUCUUCUCCUCAUUUCUUCCUCACUUCUUUAAUCUUCCUCUACUUAACAACCUCUGCUAUUUCUUCUUCUCAAGCUAAUAGAAGAACAAAGUCGGAGUACAAGUACCCGUUUAUUAGACGGGCGAGCACAUUCUCAUCAUCAUCAACAACACCAUCGGAUGGAGGGAAAUCGUCAUCAUCAAGGAUCGGAGGAGGGUAUGACUACAUAAUAGUAGGGGGUGGGACGGCAGGGUGUCCCUUGGCAGCCACCCUAUCACAACAUUAUAAUGUACUAGUCUUAGAACGAGGAGGUGUUCCCUUUAACAACUUUAAUGUGAGUUUUAUGCAAAAUUUCCACAUAUCAUUGGCUGACACCUCACCAACCUCGGCUUCUCAAUGCUUCAUUUCUACCGAUGGUGUUUUUAACUCAAGGGCUAGAGUUUUAGGUGGUGGUACUUGCAUUAAUGCUGGCUUCUACACUAGAGCUAGCUCAAGGUAUGUAAAGAGGGUAGGAUGGGAUCCGAAGCUAGUGAAUGAAUCCUACCCUUGGGUUGAGAAACAAAUUGUGCAAAAGCCUAAUCUUGCACCUUGGCAAAAAGCAGUUAGGGAUGCCCUCUUAGAUGUCGGGGUCUCACCUUUCAAUGGAUUCACCUUUGAUCAUAAAUAUGGAACUAAGGUUGGUGGCACGAUUUUCGAGGAGAGUGGCCGGCGCCACACCGCAGCUGAGCUCUUGGCUUCGGCCAACCCCGAAAAUAUAGACGUCCUCAUCCAUGCAACCGUCCAGAAACUCACGUUUGACACUAGAGGAAAAAGGCCAAAGGCGGUAGGGGUGAUCUUCAAAGAUGAAAAUGGGAAACAACAUGAAGCAUUCAUAUCAAAAAGGAGAGGAAGUGAAAUAUUUGUGACAAGUGGGGCAAUUGGAAGUCCACAAUUACUUCUUCUAAGUGGUAUUGGACCCAAAGAAGAUCUCAAAAAAUUGAAAAUUCCACUAGUUCAUCACAACAAGUUUGUAGGAGAAGGCAUGCAAGAUAACCCAAUGAACACAAUUUUUGUUCCGGUGAAGAAUCAUGUAAAGCAGUCAUUGAUUCAAACAGUUGGGAUCACCAAGAAGGGAGUGUACAUUGAAGCUAGCAGCGGGUUCGGUCAGGGGAGUGAUAGCAUCCAGUGCCACCAUGGUCUUGCCUCUGCCGAGAUUGGUCAACUCCCUACAAUUCCUCCAAAGCAAAGAACAAAAGAAGCAAUUGAAGCCUACAAAGACACGAAGAAAGACUUACCCUUCGAAGCAUUCAAAGGCGGUUUCAUCCUAGAGAAGAUAGCCGUGCCCAAGUCCAAGGGACAACUUAAGCUCAUAGACAACAACGUCGAAAACAACCCGGCUGUCACCUUCAAUUACUUCAGCCACCCCCAGGACUUACAACGUUGUGUCGAGGGCAUUCGAAUAAUCGAAAGCUUAGUAAAAUCUUCACACUUCAUUAGCAAGACAGGGUUUGAUGUAGAAACCACAGAAAAGUUGCUUAACAUGAGUGUUAAGGCCAAUAUUAACCUAAUCCCUAAGCAAACCAAUGACACUAAGUCCUUAGAGCAGUUCUGCAAGGAUACUGUGAUUACCAUUUGGCAUUACCAUGGAGGGUGCCACGUUGGCAGGGUGGUGGCCCCCGACUAUCGAGUUCUCGGUGUUGAUAGGCUACGAGUUGUUGACGGCUCCACCUUUACAAUAUCCCCCGGAACCAAUCCUCAAGCCACUGUCAUGAUGUUGGGAAGGUACAUGGGAGUGAAGAUCUUAAGGGAACGAAUUGGAAAAGAAGCGAAUGUUGUAUAGGAAGUGAAGUGUAGACUGCGUAGUCGUCGGAUUGUUGUGUUUGUCGGAGUUGUGGACGUUCGUACAAGUAGAUUUAUAGGUGUGUGAUUUUGUUACUAGUAUAUUGUAAUUCUUGGCAAGUAUUUUUUAGUUUUUUGGGGUAAUUCUUGGCAAGCACUUAAAACGUGUAUAAAUCUAGGCUUGCAGAUAAGUAAUUAGGUAAUUAUAUUAUUUAUUAGAUAACAAUCAUAUGGUUAGGAUGAAACUACUACUACUACUAUAGUAUUAUUAUACUCCAUAUAUAUGUUCUAGUGAAUUGAAACUUGAAAGUGGCUCCUACCUUUCCUUUGUCAAAAUAGACAUUCUCUCUGUAAUUCCUCUGUUCUUAUUAGCACGUUAUUGUACGAGGCGAAAAUAAAAGCAUGCUACAAAUCGUUCAUUUGUUGAUGA
Chenopodium quinoa (quinoa) is the source of this 2468-nucleotide messenger RNA. Its product is annotated as protein HOTHEAD-like. Gene Ontology annotation, molecular function: oxidoreductase activity, acting on CH-OH group of donors; flavin adenine dinucleotide binding. Bases 231 to 2039 code for a protein of 602 amino acids. The record is from RefSeq and is a predicted model, not a curated record. NCBI's taxonomy places the organism in Eukaryota, Viridiplantae, Streptophyta, Magnoliopsida, Caryophyllales, Amaranthaceae. The transcript is spliced from 6 exons.